GAAAACCGAAAAUAGUUGGUAAUGGCUUUCUAUACGACGACGCCCACAGCUUGCCUAAGCCGUUGCAGUGCUUCAGAAGGGACUCUUCUUCCCUCACCAGCUUUCAGAGCACUAAAACUUCCACGCUUAAGACCUCUAAUCUGGCCAUGGGAGAAGGUGAAGAUGGGCUCGCUGAUGGUUUCUCCGAUGGGGUUCGGGACGUGGGCUUGGGGGAAUCAGCUACUGUGGGGUUAUCAGAAAGAAAUGGACGGCGACCUUCAAGCCGUAUUCAAUCUUGCGGUCGAGAAUGGGAUCAAUCUCUUCGAUACAGCAGACUCGUAUGGGACCGGGAGAUUAAAUGGACAAAGCGAAAAGCUUCUUGGCAAGUUCAUCCGUGAAUUUCCAGGACGAGAGGGUGUACGAGAUGGCAUUGUGAUUGCUACAAAGUUUGCCGCUUAUCCUUGGCGCUUGACGCCUGGGCAGUUCGUAAAAGCUUGCGAAUCUUCUUUGGAGCGGUUAGAAAUUGAGAAAAUUGGAAUAGCACAACUGCAUUGGUCGACUGCAAACUAUGCUCCUUUGCAGGAGUUGGCUCUUUGGGAUGGUCUAGUUGCAAUGUAUGAGAAGGUUAUUUGGAUUUAUCCUGUAGUGGUGGGCCUAGUGCGAGCUGUUGGUGUGAGCAAUUAUGGACCAAAACAGCUUGUAAAGAUCCACAAUUACCUCAAAACCCGAGGUGUGACCCUCUCCUCAGCUCAGGUGCAAUUCUCUUUGCUGAGUAUGGGGGAGAAGCAGAUGCAAAUCAAGGAUAUAUGUGAUUCUCUUGGUAUCCGUUUGAUUUCAUAUAGUCCUCUAGGUCUGGGAAUGCUUACUGGCAAAUACACAGCUUCCAAUCUUCCACGUGGGCCACGGGCUUUGCUAUUUGGCCAAAUUCUACCAGGUUUGGAGCCUUUACUGCAUUCACUAAGAGAAAUUGCAGAAAGGAGGAGUAAAACUAUACCACAGGUAGCAAUAAACUGGUGCAUCUGCAAGGGUACUAUUCCAAUACCUGGAGUGAAGACGGUGAAACAAGUGGAGGAAAAUUUGGGCGCUCUUGGUUGGCGUCUCAGUUCAGAUGAGAUAUGUCAGUUGGAAUAUGCAGCACAGGAGUCUCCACGGAAGAUGAUCCAAAAUAUAUUUCAGACCAACUGAAUAUUCAUUCCCAUCUUAUAAUGUUAUCAGA
Telopea speciosissima is the source of this 1195-nucleotide messenger RNA. Its product is annotated as pyridoxal reductase, chloroplastic. The record is from RefSeq and is a predicted model, not a curated record. The transcript has 8 exons. Gene Ontology annotation, cellular component: cytoplasm. NCBI's taxonomy places the organism in Eukaryota, Viridiplantae, Streptophyta, Magnoliopsida, Proteales, Proteaceae. The coding region runs from base 22 to 1164 and encodes 380 amino acids.